ACUGUGCUGUGAGAAAAUAGCAUGUGUUAUAUGACUAAUAGUAAUGUCACCAGCUCAUUAUGCAAACUUGCAUGGAGACACUAAAUGUGUUUUGAAUGCAAAAUGGGUUUAUGUCGCUGGAAAAACACACAAAAGAAGAUUACCUUGCUCAGAAAGUGGAAGACCAGUGAUCUUGAAGCAUCAGCUUGGUUGAACACCAGUAGCUGCUUAAAUCAACUGUCCUGAAAACCACAGAGAGCGCGUGAUGCUGUUUCAUCUUAUCUUCAUGUCACUGGUUUGCUCGGGGCUGUCAGUGGAGAGCUAUGGAAGAGACUUCAUCACGGCAUUCCCAGAAAACACUGUCUACUACAAUCCACAGGAGUCCUACAACACGCUCCAAAUUACUGCUUUCUACAACGACACCCUCGUCGAAAUCACCAUCAACUACACAAAAGUGUUUCAUGAUAAACUACGGUCUGGGCAGACUAAAAUUGUGCAUUUUCCCAAGUACAACGAGCAAUUUCAGUUCACAAACUUCCCUCUUUUUGCCAGAGUCAACAGCACCCAAAAGAUCGUGGUGCUUUGGCUCAGUCAGCGCGGGAGCAGCGUGCAAUCUAAUGUCGUUCAACCUGUUACAAAUCUCGGAAAGUGGUAUUCAAUCCCAUUUAUCAAUUACAAUCAGAUGAUGGCAUCCUUGUACAAUAUGUCAGAUCAGUUAGCUCCGGACAGCUGGAGAUACAAUUCGUUCAGGCUGAUCAUUAUCAAUGCUGAGAACUCUGAUAACUUAAUCACCGUCCAAAGUAUCAGUCCGGAUGGUCCAAAAGCAUUUAAUAUUACGCUCAGGCCUCACAAACUUUACCAGUUCCAAACUAAUGGCUCGGAGAUUCAGCUGGACUCUUCUGGAAAGGUGGCUGUGCUGUUAACCCACCCGUGUGUAGAAACUGCAGGAUGUGAUUGUAAUAUGGUGCUGAGCCACGUUCUCCCCCGAAAUCUGUGGGGUGAUACGUUUCUUGUGCCGUCGGUGAAGAACCUGAAUACAGCCUGGCUGCAAGUGACUAACACAACAGAAGUAAGGCUCAAAGGCGUGAAUAUAAAAACUCAGCAGUUCAAUUCUUCAGAGCUCAUUCCCUUCCCAGAGCUCAAGAGUGCGUCUCAGUUAAUCAGUUCAACAAAUAAGGUGUCCAUCAGACUUAUUAGUCCAGGUUUUGUCUUAGAACUCAUACCAGAAACCAUGUUCGCCGCUUGUUACCUGGUUCAGAUGAACUCGACAGAAGGUGAGGUCGUUAUCAUCGCUGAAACAGCCCAUAAGAACAAUGUGUCUAUAGAUGGCAAAUUACUUCAGUUCACUAACUGGAAACCCAUUCCCUAUUCAAACUACUCUUCAAUAUCUGUGUCGCUUAGUGGCACGCAUGUCAUCUGGCAUCCAACCUCCAAGAUUGGAGUGUACAUGUUUGAGACGAUGGAAGGUGGAAUUCCUUACGGAAGCCCAGCUGUCAUUUUAAAUGAUGACCCAGAUCGUGAUGGCUGUGUGGCAGAUUCUACAAAUUAUAUGACCAACUUUCUGCAAAACAACAUUGGUCCUGGGUAUCUGUGGAUCGGUCUGCGGCGCAGUCUGUUCACGUCAGAGUGGUACUGGCUGAAAGGCAAUGACAGCAAAUAUAGCGUGAGCUUCACGAAGUGGGCCAAUGGGCAUCCAGAUAUUCCCCAGAAAGCGUUGUGUGCUGCUGUGUCCAAAGAUUCCAACAAGGAGUUUUCCUGGAAGAGUGUGUCCUGUUGCUCUAAGCUUAGGCCCAUCUGCUACAAACAGGGCAAAUAUUUCAGUGAUAUUACCUUUAAUACACUAUAUGAUAAUUUUUAGAAUUACUUACCCAAUGGUGUGUCCUUCUUGUCCAAAUUCUUGGCCUUUUAAUUAAAGUUAAUAUCUGAAAAAAUAAAUUAUAGUUUACAAUAGUUUAAUCAUGAAACUUAGGAAAAUUAAUCAAAUUGCUUAAUUAUAAAAAAGAUAAUUGUCUAUUACUGUUAUUGUUUUUUUUGUAUUUAUGUGAAUAAUAUAAAGCAAUAUUAACAUUUCAAAA
Molecule: messenger RNA, 2054 nt
Organism: Carassius gibelio (silver crucian carp)
Lineage: Eukaryota; Metazoa; Chordata; Actinopteri; Cypriniformes; Cyprinidae
Exons: 5
Coding region: 245-1837 (530 amino acids)
Source: RefSeq, a predicted model, not a curated record